This is a messenger RNA of Chionomys nivalis (European snow vole), 1599 nucleotides long. Its product is annotated as tripartite motif-containing protein 30A-like. Gene Ontology annotation, molecular function: protein binding; zinc ion binding. The transcript is spliced from 7 exons. The record is from RefSeq and is a predicted model, not a curated record. The coding region runs from base 1 to 1497 and encodes 498 amino acids. Lineage: Eukaryota; Metazoa; Chordata; Mammalia; Rodentia; Cricetidae.
AUGACCUCAUCAGUCCUGGGGAUGAUCAAGGAGGAGUUGACCUGUCCUAUCUGCCUGGAGCUUCUGAAAGAACCUGUGAGUGCCGGUUGUGACCACAGCUUCUGCCGAGCCUGCAUUACUCUGAACUACGAGUCCAGCAAAGGCGAAGAAGGGGAAGGCAUCUGCCCUGUGUGCCGAGUUCGUUAUGUGUUUGAAAAUCUGAGGCCUAAUCGGCAUGUUACCAACAUAGUGGAGAGGCUCAAGGAGUUCAAGUCCAGCCCAGAAGAGAAGCAGAAGGAGAAUGUCUGUGCAAAGCAUGGAGAGAAACUUCAGCUCUUCUGUGAGAAGGACAUGGUGGCCAUCUGCUGGCUUUGUGAGAGAUCUCAGGAGCACCGUGGUCACCAAACAGCUCUCAUUGAAGAGGUGGCCAACGAGUACGAGGGGAAGGUCCUGGUGGCUCUGCAAAAACUGAUGUCAGACAGGAAAGAAUUAGAGAACUGGAAAGAUGACCUUCAAAAGGAGAGAACUACCUGGGAGAACCAAAUACAGAGUGAGGUAGAAAACGUUCAGAAGGAGUUUAAAGGACUGCGGGAAUUCCUGGACUCCGAAGAGAAGAAUGAGGUGGAGAAGCUGAUGAAAGAGAAGGAAGACAUUUUAGACAUCCUGGAAGGUUCUCAUACUGAGCUAGAGAAGCAGUGGGAGUCAGUGAGAGACCUCAUCUCAGAUCUGGAGCAUCAGUUUGUGUGCUCAACCAUAGAGAUGCUGCAGGGUGUGAAUUGUGUUUUAACAAGGAGUCAGAAUUUAAGACUGAAAGAGCCCCAAAUGAUCCCGAGAAAAGAGAGAAAGAUUUUCCGAGCUCCGGAUCUGAAGAGCAUGCUGAAAGUGUUUCAAGGGCUUCGGGAAGCCCAGCGCCACUGGGUUCACGUGACCCUGCGUCAACUCAACAUUAAAAACAUUGUCAUUAACGUGGACAAAAGACAAAUACAACAUAGAAGUGGUUAUAGAAAAAAUUUGCAAGUUUCUGAGUCCUAUGAUUUAGGCGUCCUGGGGUUUCCAGCUCUGCGCUCAGGGAAAUAUUACUGGGAAGUAGACGUGUCUAGAUGUGAUGCCUGGCUCCUGGGAAUAAAUGAUGGAAUAUGUGCUAAACCCCAGCUUCCUUCAAUGAAUCAACAGGGCAUCAAAGCCAAAUAUAAGUCUUAUGUUAACCAACAUGUAAAUUAUCAGCCCAAAUAUGGCUACUGGGUUAUAGGGAUGAUGGACAGGUCUGUAUAUAAUGCCUUUGAUGAGUGCUCUGUCACCCACAAUGCCAGUGUCUUGCUCCUCUCUCUGACUCAUCCUCCCACUCGUGUUGGAGUUUUCCUGGACCGAGAAGCUUGCACUCUCUCAUUUUAUGAUGUUUCCAAUCAUGGAGCUCUCAUCUAUAGAUUCUGUGAAUCCUCCUUUCCUAAUGCGGUUUAUCCAUAUUUUAAUCCUAUGGAAUGUUCAGAGCCAAUGAUCCUCUGUGGGCCACCUUCCUAAGCCCUCCCCCAUAUCUGCACAGUGUCUCAAGUUUGAUAUAUCUCAUACGUAUAAGCUCUGUGGGAUCAUUUUAACUUUUUUUUCUGUCUUUGCUUGCAGGGA